Molecule: messenger RNA, 1179 nt
Organism: Colletotrichum graminicola M1.001
Lineage: Eukaryota; Fungi; Ascomycota; Sordariomycetes; Glomerellales; Glomerellaceae
Exons: 3
Coding region: 1-1179 (392 amino acids)
Biological process (GO): pyrimidine nucleotide import into mitochondrion
Cellular component (GO): mitochondrion
Molecular function (GO): pyrimidine nucleotide transmembrane transporter activity
Source: RefSeq, a predicted model, not a curated record
AUGGCUCACUCUCCCGCCCACCCCGAGUUCAUGUCUGCAACAGGCGACAGGCCGGCCUCGCGCCACGUUCCCGAAACCACCUCUUACCCAGUCUCCCGAGAAAAUGGCGACAUCAUUCCCGACACAAAACAGAACCCGUCUGUGAGCGGGAAGGAGUCGCCUUUUGCCAAGUCGUGGGUGCACUUUGUUGCUGGAGGUGUCGGAGGCAUGACAGCGGCGACCCUGACAGCCCCCCUUGACGUUCUCAAGACUCGCCUACAAUCCGACUUUUAUCAAGCACAACUCCGUGCCUCCCACCAAGCCCGCUCCCAGGCCCUCGGCUCUCUGAGCCCCCUCAGGGUAGCCUUGUUUCAUCUACGAGAAACAUUUCAGAUUCUCGGCUCCGUCUACAAAAUCGAGGGUCCCCGCGCGCUGUUCAAAGGCCUAGGCCCGAACCUCGUUGGCGUCAUCCCCGCAAGGAGCAUCAACUUCUACACCUAUGGCAACGGCAAGCGUCUGAUCGCUGAGUACAGCAACGGCGGAAAUGAGGCAGCAUGGGUCCACUUGUCAGCGGGCAUACUAGCGGGCGUGACAACAAGCACAGUGACGAAUCCCAUCUGGCUUGUCAAGACUCGGUUACAACUCGACAAGAAUGUGGCAAAUCAGAAGGGCGGCUUGCACAAGCGACAGUACCGCAAUAGUGUGGAUUGCAUCAAGCAGGUUCUGCGUACUGAGGGGUUCAAGGGCUUAUACAAAGGCAUGAGCGCGAGUUAUUUGGGUGUCGCUGAGAGCACGCUACAGUGGGUUCUGUACGAGCAGAUCAAGAACAAGCUGGCAGCGAGGGAGAAGCGCAUAAUCGCAAGUGGGAGGGAGAAGAAUCUGUGGGACCAAACGGUCGAUUGGAUGGGUAAUGCCGGCGCUGCUGGCGGUGCCAAGUUGGUCGCGGCCAUCUUGGCCUAUCCUCAUGAGGUCGCGCGGACGAGAUUACGGCAGGCACCACUUGCCAACGGACAACUCAAGUACACUGGCCUCUGGCAAUGCUUCCGCGUUGUAUGGAUUGAAGAGGGUGUCAUGGGUCUCUACGGUGGUCUCACCCCUCAUCUGAUGCGCACCGUCCCUAGCGCCGCCAUCAUGUUCGGCAUGUACGAGGGCAUACUGCGUAUAUUUGGUGCCCCCAACAAGGCCGCCGCCAGCUUGUAA